AUGAUGUCCUGGUGGUCUUCAGGAGCCAACACGGCUCUGGAUGAACAAAUAGAGAGAGCUACGAGCAGCAGCCUGGAGGAUAUUGCUCUGAACCUGGAGAUCUCCGACACUAUCCGGUCGAAGACGGUCCAGCCGAAGGAGGCCAUGCGCUCUUUGAAGAAGCGAAUCGGAAACAAGAAUCCGAAUACUCAGUUGAGCGCUCUGAACCUUACCGAUACCUGCGUGAAGAACGGCGGAGCCCAUUUUCUUACCGAGAUCGCAUCGCGUGAAUUUAUGGACAACCUGACGUCACUGCUCAAGGCGUCUUGGGCCUCCGCAACCGAGAAGCGGUACGACCUGAAUUACAUCGGCGAGGUGUACAAGACGCUGCAGAGGGAGGGCUUUCAGUUUCCCCCGCGCACUACGGUUUCCAGCAGCAUGAUAGACAGCAGUGCGCCUCCCGAGUGGAUUGAUUCGGACGUGUGCAUGCGAUGCAGGACUGCCUUUACCUUUACGAACCGGAAACACCACUGUCGAAACUGUGGUAACUGCUUCGACCAGCAAUGCUCGAGCAAGGUGCUACCUCUGCCCCAUCUCGGCAUUCUGCAGCCGGUCCGCGUGGACGACGGCUGCUACACGAAGCUGACCGACAAGUCGUCGCGCGGAGGCCCCGAAGCUCCUGGAGGCGGCGCCGGCUUUGCCUUUUCCCCGACAAUGAAGCCAAAGACAUCGGCAAUGCAGCCACGAGAUGCGCGGGUUGAGGACAGCUUCGACGAGGAUCUGAAACGGGCGCUAGCUAUGAGCUUGGAAGAGGUCCAGAGCCACUCACGGGGCUACGUCAAGUCAGCUACGACGGACGCGUCUUCUGCGCCCGCCAAGAUCAGUGGACAGCCAGAGGCGUCCUCGGAACCAGUGCCAUCGUGGAAGGCAGCUGCAGAUAAAAGCCCAGCAGAGGAGGAGGACGACGACCUCCAAGCCGCGAUCGCAGCGUCUUUGGCAGACAUGGAGGAGCAGAAGAAGCAGCAUACAGCGGCUCUGAAGGAGCAGACACAUGGUGCCAGCAGCGCGCCUCUAACAGCUCCCUUUACGCUGCCGAAGAAUGACUACGAGCUGACGCCGGUGGAGGCCGAGAACAUAAAUCUUUUCUCCACCCUGGUUGAUCGUCUGCAGACACAGCCUCCAGGCACGAUCCUGCGGGAGCCCCAGAUACAGGAGCUCUACGACAGUAUUGGCGCGCUUCGACCGAAGCUGGCGAGGACAUAUGGCGAGACUAUGAGCAAGCAUGACACUCUGCUUGACCUGCACGCGAAGCUAUCCACUGUUGUCCGGUACUACGACAGAAUGUUAGAAGAGCGCUUGUCAAAGGCGUACAACCAGCACAGUCUCGGCGGCUAUAACAUGCCAGGGCCUCGCCAGCCGUCCAUGGGGUAUCCGUUGCUAGGCGCCACAGCACCAGGCAGCGCAGGCCCAGCAGAAAGCUUCUACACGGGCGAGGCUCCUCCGAUCGGCUAUGGACAGGCACCUCAACCUCUGUACGCAUCAUACGACAAGCGAGGAUCAUAUGCUGCUCCCCCAGCAGCCAAUUCGUAUGCGCCGCAGCUGGACCAGAUGCCACCUAGAUCGGACAGUUGGAGAGGCUCGGUUGCGUAUGCUCCAGGCCAGGGCCCAUUGCCAUACGCAGCACAGCUGCAACAGAUGCCGCUGCAGCCACAGCCAACUGGAUAUGCCGGUGGCGAGCCGACAGCUUCUCAGCCGAAUGCCCCGCAGCCGAGUGCGCCCCAAGAUGACAGCGUCUCUACGCCGUCAGCAGAUCCAAAUGCGGCGUUCUACUUCAACAACGGGCCAUCGGCGCCGAGCCAAGUCCCAUCCCAACCCCAGCAGACCCAGUCCCAGGCACAGUCCGAACCCCAGCCGCCGCCAGCUCCAGCUGCAUCAGAGCCUGGCAACCCGUCUUACCCGACGAUGAGGCAGCCGUCAGUUUACCAGCCGUCUCAGCCACAGGCAUCUACGGCAGCGCCAACUUCACCGUCGACACAGCAUCAGAUGCCGUCAGCGCCAUACUGGUCGCACCCGGCGGCACAGCACCAGCAGGUCCCUGCGCAGUUUACGGCUGGACUGCCGCAGCCUCAACACCAGUACCAGGCGCCUCCGCAGGCCUGGCCGCAGGUUCCGAACAACUACAACGCAUUCCAGCAGGAAAGCUUCCCGUCGGCGCCCCAACACGCAAUACAGCAACCGGUGGUGGAGGAGAGCCUGAUCGACCUGUAG
Grosmannia clavigera kw1407 is the source of this 2247-nucleotide messenger RNA. RefSeq names its product vacuolar sorting-associated protein. Gene Ontology annotation, molecular function: phosphatidylinositol-3-phosphate binding; metal ion binding; ubiquitin binding. The record is from RefSeq and is a predicted model, not a curated record. The transcript has 6 exons. NCBI's taxonomy places the organism in Eukaryota, Fungi, Ascomycota, Sordariomycetes, Ophiostomatales, Ophiostomataceae. The coding region runs from base 1 to 2247 and encodes 748 amino acids. Gene Ontology annotation, cellular component: ESCRT-0 complex. Gene Ontology annotation, biological process: protein transport to vacuole involved in ubiquitin-dependent protein catabolic process via the multivesicular body sorting pathway; protein targeting to vacuole.